UCAGGGUUUCACACCUGGCAGUGGAUGUAUGGCUGUGAGCUGAGGAAAGAUGGGAGCAAAGGUGGGCAUUACCAGUAUGGCUAUGAUGGGAAGGACUACAUCAGCUUUGACAAGGAGACCCUCACCUGGACGGCAGCCGAUCUGCCAGCCCUGAACACCAAGAGGAAGUGGGAUCCUAACACAGUACGCAACCAGUACAACAAGGCCUACCUGGAGGAGACCUGCAUUGAGUGGCUGCAGAGAUACCUGGAGUAUGGGAAGGAGGAGCUGCGGAGGACAG
Messenger RNA from Sceloporus undulatus (fence lizard), 280 nucleotides. Its product is annotated as major histocompatibility complex class I-related gene protein-like. The annotation marks the transcript as partial. Gene Ontology annotation, biological process: immune response. NCBI's taxonomy places the organism in Eukaryota, Metazoa, Chordata, Lepidosauria, Squamata, Phrynosomatidae. The transcript has a single exon. The record is from RefSeq and is a predicted model, not a curated record. Gene Ontology annotation, cellular component: external side of plasma membrane.